Molecule: messenger RNA, 2342 nt
Organism: Anolis carolinensis (green anole)
Lineage: Eukaryota; Metazoa; Chordata; Lepidosauria; Squamata; Anolidae
Gene: letmd1
Product: LETM1 domain containing 1
Exons: 9
Coding region: 191-1294 (367 amino acids)
Cellular component (GO): mitochondrial inner membrane
Molecular function (GO): ribosome binding
Source: RefSeq, a predicted model, not a curated record
GAGCGUGAGGCGGAAGGCACCCGCUUCCGUCUUUUUCUCUUCUGCAGCUUUUUCCGCCCGAACUCGUCACGUGGGCAGAGUAGAAUGUUGACGCGUUCUCCGAUUGAAGGACCCUCGAAGCCUCCUUCCUUUUUCUCAGCACCUUUUCCGCUCGCGCGCGCGCCGAAACAACGGGUGGCUAUUUGCCGGCAUGAAGGCGGCGGCGGCGGCGUCGUCGGUGCUGCUGCUUCGCGGCCGGUGCGGUUGCGUCUCUCUCCGCCGCGCUCCUUUUCCCGCCUCCGCCCCCUUCUUUCGGGCUGUCCGGGUCCCGGAGCCCCCUCUUUGGCCGGCGCUGAGACCUCCAGCAUGCCAGUUCUCUGCAAAUUCCAAAAAUGUCUUCUCUGCCUUGGUUUCCAAAGUUAAACACAUGAAUAACAAAUAUGAAAGGUUUUUGGAAAGAACAUUCCCACGUUUCUAUAAGCUGUAUUCAACUUUUUUUAAAGGGUUUCGGAUAUUCUUCUUGGAAGUAAAAGAAAUAAGAAGGAUAAAGGAAAACAUGUAUCACAAAAAAAUCCAGUUUCAUCAGCUUCCAUACAGAGAGAUGGAAAGACUAAGGCAGUUUCGCAGAGACGUGAUCAAGGCGAUUCCUGUUGGCAUUCUCUCUCUUCCACCCUUUGCCAACUAUCUGGUUCUUUUGCUCAUGUAUCUGUUCCCAAGACAACUUUUGAUACGGCACUUCUGGACUCCUGAACAACAAGCCGAGUUUCUAAAUACAUACCACAAUAUAAGAAAGGAGGCAUAUCCUGAGGUGCUUGCUGGUCUGCAACAUUUGUCACACACUUUAGAUGAUCCCCACCUCCGCAAACAGAUGCUGGAUCUUUGCAAAAAGGUGCAGGAAGGAAGCCAUCCUGAUAUAAACGAACUCAAAGCUGUGAGGACCUUAUUUGUAGGGCACCCCUUUGGCAUCCAGAGGCUCAGGGUUCAGCAAGUGAAAGUCCUAAGUCGUGUUCUCUUCCUGACUCCUCGCUUGCCAUCGUUCUUCCUAAGAUCUCGCUUGCAGAGCCAUGUGUUGGAGCUUUACCACCUGGACCAUGCCAUGCUGAAACUGGGAGUUAGAGAGUUGACAGAUGAAGAAGUACAAAUGGCCUGCUAUAUUCGUGGCUUGAAUUCUGUCCACCUGAGCCCAUCAGCGUGCAGGCUGUGGCUGGACCAAUGGCUAGCAUUGUCCUGCUCUCUGAAAGGUGCUGAGACUUCACUCUUGGCCCAUGGCAUGGUCUUACUUUCCACCAACUUCACCCCCUCAUCUAUGGGCUGACCAAGGGAACUCUUAGCCCAGGACCACUUCUGAAGAGAUGCUGCCAUGGCGACCCCUGGCUGAACCAGGAGAGGAAAUGGAUUUCUGCUUGAUUAAAAGAGUAGCAAGAGCCCAGCAGAUGAGGUUUCCCCAGCACUUAGUAGCCUUAUUGUUAAGCAGAAACACUGCCCUGUGGGUAAUAUUCUUCCCACUAUGAUGGGGACCAGAGUGUUGUCAAGAUGGUGCUAGACAAAAUAACAGCAAAAUGGAUUCCACCACAUUUUUGAUUGGGUCUAGCUGAGCAAUGUGGUUCUGCUUUCACACCAUUAGUUAUUUUUACUUGUGUCAAGCAGAAUGGGACAAAUCUGAUGAAGGUGUUUGGCAACUGCAUAGAGCAAUAAUGCCUCCACACCUAGUACUUUCAAUGGCAUCCAUCCAGCAGUACUCCAAGGAGCGUUUCGUGCUCUUUUGGUGUGUGGUUAGCUUCCUCCUCCAUUUUAACUUCACAAGACCAUGCUCAUUUUACAAACAUGCAUGUGUACCUCUGUGACCUUUUCCUACAGGAAAAAGAGCAGGGCAAAUCUAAUCCAGCACUAUUUGAAGCAUGAUUGUCUGCUGUAAGGAGACACCAGUGAUAUUCAAAAGUUGUGAUAAAGUGUAUUUGAGAAAGGUGCUGCAGAAUGUAAAGAAGUAAGUAGGAUUCUUGCAGUAAUUAUACAGAAGCAUUUCACAGCAGUCCCUUCCAACCAUGUGUCCAUUUCUGUGCCCCUGAAUGCAAAAUCAUGUUGUUUUCUUGAUGGUGUUGAACUGCAACUCUCAGCAUUCCUCCCAUUGACUAUGCUGCUUAGGGCUGCUGGGAGUUGCACAUGAUAUGAAGCAGGUGGUAAGAGGAAGCCAUGUUUUCUUGUACACUGGAACCUUAGCUAAAAUGAAAAUUGUGUAAACUGGUGAUUGAAAGUAAUCAUUAAAAUAUAUGCAGAUUGUAAGGAAUGAUUGGUGUCUCAACUGUAUUAAAGAUAAUACGGAAAUGUUAGCUCUAAUCGUUAAUAAAGGCAAAGCUUCAAUUUUU